This is a messenger RNA of Andrographis paniculata, 972 nucleotides long. RefSeq lists its product as uncharacterized. Lineage: Eukaryota; Viridiplantae; Streptophyta; Magnoliopsida; Lamiales; Acanthaceae. The transcript is spliced from 3 exons. Bases 37 to 936 code for a protein of 299 amino acids. The record is from RefSeq and is a predicted model, not a curated record.
CCAUCUUGGUAUUAAUCAUAGAUAGAUAAUUCAGCCAUGCCCAAAUUGCUGAUGGAUUUCCUCCAUGAGAAGCAAGAACCAUUUUCCAUGGAUCAAUACCUUCUUGAAAGAGGCCUAAUUCCUUUUAUGUGUAAUAAUUCUUCCAAACCCUCGAAGAGAUCAUCGAUCCGAAGGCCAAAAUCUGUCCCAAACUGCACUGAAUUUGUCAAGGCAGCGGUUGGAAGAGUGGUGGAGAUAAUCAAUGGUGAUCGAAGAAACAGAUCGUGCGAUGAAACCUGUGAUGAUCGGUAUUUGUCAAAAAUUGGCACCACUUUGGAAGAAGAGGUUGAUGAAGACAAGAAGUUGGAGGAAUCUGUCAAAUGUUUCGAUAAACAGCUCAGCCAUGUGUAUGUUCUUGAUGCUACCGAAUCCGGAAAAGGGUCGCCUCUUUACCAUGAGCAACGAUAUAUUCAGACAACAACAACAAUGCAAGAAAACUCCCUAAAAUUCACCCCGAAGCCACAUCAUCAUCCAAAGAAGUAUUACAACAACAUCAAGGAUCUCUAUCAAGAAUUUAUGAUGAAUACGGAUUCAUAUUCUUCUAAGUACCUUACGAACAUGAUGGUAUUAGAGCGAACAAAGCCGCUCAUGAUUGAUUGUGUUAGGGAAAUCAUUGAAAGCCACAAAAAACAGAACAAAGGCAUAUACAAUCUAAAAAAAAUCUUGGAUACAGAUGAAUUGUGGCUAUUUGUUCGCAAAAAUGUAUGGGAAUGGAGCCAAGACCCCGUGGACGAAACCAAUUUAGUUUGUUUUCUCCGCAAUGAUCUAUUGGCUUCUACAGAAGAGUCAAGAGUUAAUUAUGAGAACAUAAAAAAUGAGACUUCAAUGGAGAUUGGAGCCGUUAUUUUGGAGGGAAUUGUCGAUGAGCUUGUUGAAGAAUUGUGUGGUGAAAUUUAGCUGUGUGAAUUUGUAGGAUUCUGAUUUUCGAAGAUA